This is a messenger RNA of Glossina fuscipes, 1684 nucleotides long. RefSeq lists its product as uncharacterized. The record is from RefSeq and is a predicted model, not a curated record. NCBI's taxonomy places the organism in Eukaryota, Metazoa, Arthropoda, Insecta, Diptera, Glossinidae. The transcript has 5 exons. The annotation marks the transcript as partial.
UUUUUACCUAUCUCAUCCGAGGAGCCAGGCCGGAAAACGUACGAUAGGUUCAUGAUAUAAAUAAAAAAUACUUACAUCCUUGCAAAGCUUAAAUACGUUACAUCGUCAUAUCAAAAAACUAUUAUACGAAUAAUGAGAAUAAAAGUGCAAGCACAAGACGUCGCAUUAAUUUCUUAUUUUGAAUUUUGAAAAAAAUAUUGGACCAUCUUGUUAUUUUGUUGUCUCUGGUGGGCUCAGAUUCAUUCCAUAAAAAAAGUGUAAUUUUAAGUCUUAACAUAAGAUAUUCCACAUCGAUGACGGUUGCGAUUAAUGUUGCUUUUUUAAAUAUAUGUUCAAAACAUCAAAAUCCAAAGAAAUGCGCUCAAAGCACAGGUAGGUAUUACUUCCAAUUUAAUAAUAACACAUUUAACGCUACUCUUGGCUUGCGUAUUGAAAUGUUGAUGCUGAUGCUUAGAAAGUAGUUGAAGUCAGCAUGGAAUUCUAAUAAUUAAAAAAAAAACCAAAACAAUCUGAACUAUGAUUAUAGGCAAAAUUAAAAAAAAGGAAAGUUAUAACAUAGCUGCUAUCACUUACAUGAGCACAAAUAAAAUGACAUGUUCAUGUGUAUAAGAAAAAAUAAGUUCAGCAUUUGAAUAAAUUGUAAGCUUUCUGCGCAAUAAGGAAAGCUUAAAGUAGUUAAAGAGAAAAAACACAAAAAUUAAGAAAGAGAAGUUAGAAGAUUGUCUUUUAAAGUUUAUGAAAACACAUUGUUUAAACAAAUUAUGCGGUUGUAUUUCAGUCGUCUAUGUAUUUUCAGUAUUCAAUAAAUUUAGCUGAUGAAGCGCGUGACAAUCAUGCACAGCAAAUUGAACGCGCCGAAAUAGCAAAUCUAGUGCGCAGUCGUAUGGAGUCAUUGAAUUUGCCUACUAUAGAUUACGAUGACGUCAGUGAAAAGCGUAAUCAUCUCUCUUAUGUAAUAAUCAAUCCAAGCUGUGAUCUUAAAUUAGAAGAAGGCGAUAUCAUUUAUUUAGUGCGUCCUUCACCUUUCUCGGCUCAGAAAACUUUUGAACGUCAUAACUCUCGGCGCAAAUCCAACAUAUCAUUUUGUUCAAACAUUAAUUUAAGUGCUGCCUGUGGUGCCGCAGGAAUAUCGGUCGCUGCUGCAGCUGCGGGUGCCGGUUCAAGGCGCGGCUCUGGCCUAGGUGGUCUCAGUCCAAUGCAAAUUCAGAGCAUACAAACAUUGGCCGGUCCCACCCUUGUUGGCGCGCAGCGUAGUCGGAGUAAUUCAUUACGGAUUGAAAAUGACAUCCUUUUGAGACGUUCGACAUCGUUACGUCAAGGCUUACCGAACGUAGGUGUUAGCCAUGGUCGCAGAAAAUCUUCUUUAGAAGAAAUUGGCAUCAGCCACUUUACCACUUUAAUGCAGGCCACUAACCAUACAAACCCCAUAAAAAUUGCGCUAAACGGUAGUAUCGGUUUAGAGAACCAGAUUUCCUUACAAAUAACACCGCCCGAAGAGCCCACAGCUAUUCUUGGCGUACCUUCUGUAGUUCCCAGUAGUGGCCAAAUCGAUGGUAUCAACCCGUCUAGUACGGGCUCAUCGUUAGCAGGCAAUGCACCCGACUUGGGUAAUUCGGCAAACGGCAAUGCUAACAACUCUAAGAACAACAAUAGCAGUAAUUUAGCUUUACAAAUACCGCAAGAU